This is a messenger RNA of Aphis gossypii (cotton aphid), 1189 nucleotides long. RefSeq lists its product as uncharacterized. The transcript has 6 exons. Lineage: Eukaryota; Metazoa; Arthropoda; Insecta; Hemiptera; Aphididae. Bases 140 to 1126 code for a protein of 328 amino acids. The record is from RefSeq and is a predicted model, not a curated record.
CGUCAGUCGAGGUUUUUUAGCCUGACUCGUCGGCCACCGUCGUCCGCGAUCGGCACGAUUCGUCGGAAGGGUGGUCAACGGGCGACAAGGGACCCCGCGAGGGCAAUCAUCGUCUAGCCACCGACCGGAAGGGAGUGCGAUGAAGGAAACGGCGACUGUCGCUCCAAAGUCGUGUAAACGAGACGCCGAAAUGGUCGUGGAAGGGAUGUCGGACGCGGCGGACAGGCGGAAGCUGACCGCGGGCUGUCGUCGGAGGACGAUUCCGGUCGCGUCGUCGCCCGGCGGACAGUCGCGUAUCGCGUUGACAGUCCUGUCUGCGGCUGUGGUCGCCUGUGCCGUUACGAAUGUCGACUUGGAACACGCGGCCGCCGUAUGUCAACACUGGCUGUCGACGAUGUUUCAGUCUGCUGCCGAUCAACAGUGUGCACUGAAGUUAUCGGAUUUCUUUGAAGAUGUUCUACGGCCGCCAAUUGAUUGUUCCUACUGCCAAGGAUUAGACGCUAUUGAGAAGGUAUUCAACCUAUCAGUCGAAAAUUUUGAAAAACACUACGCGUACACUGGACGGCCAGUAGUGGUUGUCGACGACUCUAAUACCAAGCGAUCGGCUAAUUUUGGAUUUCGACUUUUCAAAAACUUGUCCGAUUCCAAACUUCUAACACCGUGCCAGUUUUUCCCGUACAAAACCGAAUUCAACUCACUCGAGGAAGCUCUGAACAUGGACAACGAACGGGCCAUGAUGACGCCUGGAUAUGAACCGUGGUACAUCGGAUGGAGCAAUUGUGAACGUAAAUCAAUAAAUCGUCUGAAAGAACAUAUAACUCUACCAAGUUUCUUACCCAAGCUGUCAGACAGAAAGCAAACUCUAUGGAUUUUUAUGGGCACACCCGGUCACGGAGCACCGAUGCACAUCGACAAAGUGGCAUUUCCGUCGUGGCAAACGCAAAUAAGUGGAUACAAAAAAUGGACGUUACGUACACCGGCCGAGUGUUUUUUCAAAUGUAAACGAAUGUUCGAAGUGUUCAUGGAACCUGGUUCGACGAUUGUACUGGAUACAAACAUUUGGUACCAUGAAACGCAAACCAUUGGUCAGGAUAUCAGCAUAACUGUGGGUGCCGAAUAUGAUUGAUAUGCAAGACAUACACAAAGAGUAUUGUAGGUACUUAAAUAUUAGAAAUCAUGAACACUAUAG